UAUCUUUUCAGUUAAAUCGCGGGAUUACGUUUCAAAAAAUCGUUCGCGCAACGAUUUUAACGGAAUUUUAUAUAGAGUCAUGUACAGAUUUUGAAGGCACAAUAAUUUAAAGUUUUAUCGUUAUUCAGUGAACGACAUUCAUUAACCGAAUGAAUUUCGGUUAAAUAUUCAAUUAAAUCAGUAUUAUUUAUUGAUAAAAUAAAGUAUUAAUAUAUAGUUUACAAUUGUGUUACACAAAUCUCUUUCUCUCUCUCUCUCUCUCUCUGUCUGUGGGUGUGAAGCAGAAGAUUGCCCAAGAUGGCAGCAAACAACUUUCCGCAUCAACGGUGAAUAAUGACUACAGACCUUGUGUUGAAUUAAAUUAACAUAACAUCAUCGACUUAUGCAUCACAAUAAUGAUGACAACAGGUUGACUAAGUUGAACAAUUUACAAGAGCAAUGCAUAAUAGAUAGCGAUCUUUUAAAUCUCCAGCGCGGCCGGACGUUCAUUUUGAUAUUUUAGUAUUUUUUCCAAAAUUUUUUAAAAAUAUCAAAGAGUCUUUCAAGGACUACAUUCUUCCAAAUAUAGAAUAGUUGAAACAAUUAUUUUCUUGGCACAAUUUUAUAAAUCCAUAAUCAAUCAUGGACGAGGUGAAUAAAAUUUUAAUGGGAUCUGCAGAAAUUAUAAAAGAUCGAUUUUAUUUUAAAACAGUGCCAGAUAGAAUUAAAAAUACACCAAGUAUUCAUUGUUUUAGUAUAGACGAUGAAUUUGUUUAUGAGAAAUUUUAUGCUGAUUUUGGUCCUUUAAAUUUAGCAAUGUUAUAUCAAUAUUGUCAGAAAAUAAAUUCAAAAUUGAAAUCGGCUUUUUUUAAAAAGAAAAAAAUUAUUCAUUAUACAUCGAUGGAUCCUGAAAAAAGAGUGAACGCUGCUUUUCUCGCUGGGAGUUAUGCGGUAAUUUAUUGUAAACGCACAGCUAAUGAAGCUUAUGAACUUCUUACAAAUAUACCUGAUUUUCAACCAUUUAAAGUAUUUCGUGAUGCAUCAUUGAGAGAGCCUUGUUAUAGAAUAUCAUUGAAAUCAUGUCUCAGUGCUGUUUAUAAGUGCCAUCAACUUGGAUUUUUUAAUUUUGAUGAUUUUCAUCUUGAAGAAUAUGAAUAUUUGGAAAAAGUUGAAAAUGGUGAUUUAAAUUGGAUUGUACCUGGAAAAUUUAUAGCCUUUUGCGGACCUCAUGCUACAUGUAAAAUUGAAAAUGGAUAUCUUUUACAUGCACCUGAAUCGUAUUUUAAUUAUUUUGAAACAAAUAAUGUAUCAACAAUUGUGCGAUUAAAUAAAAAAAGAUACGAUGCCGCAAGUUUUAUCGAAGCUGGUUUCGAUCAUAAGGAAUUAUUUUUUGUCGAUGGUUCAGCGCCAACAAUGGAAAUUGUUCGACAAUUUUUGAAAAUAUCAGAAAAAGCAUCGGGUGCCAUUGCAAUUCAUUGUAAAGCUGGUCUUGGUAGAACAGGAACAUUAAUUGGCUGUUAUAUUAUGAAACAUUAUCAUUUAACAGCACACGAGACAAUUGCUUGGAUUCGUAUUUGUAGGCCUGGCUCUGUUAUUGGUCCUCAACAACAAUUUCUCGAAGAAAAUGAAACAUAUUUGCAUUUAUUAUGCAAAGAACCACUUCGACCGAAAAAUGGAAAUCCUGUUCAUGAAUUUGGAAUUUAUUCAAAAUUAGCAAAAGUAUCGCGGGACAAUAUUAAUGGAAUAAUACAUCGUGUUGAUGCAAUGAAUUUAGAGGAACCUGCUGCUAUUGCAAGUACAAGUGGUCCUAAAUUGUCAUAUUUGACACAGGGUGAUAAACUCAAUCAAAUCAAAGCAAGACGCACUGUUAAUAAUUCAUCCCGAUCAACACGUAUCGUACAACCGUACAUAGAACUUCUACUUCAUCACAGGAGUAUAUUUAAACCUGAUACGAGAAGACGGAUGGAUUACGUUAAAAUUCGUCGCGAAAUUCGUAAACCAACUACACAGAUUCAUAACAAUAAUAACAAUACCACUACGACACAUUCUGUCACAAAUUCAAUAUCCAAACCACUUACGAGGAAUAGUCCAAAAGUUGAGAUGCAAUCGACAAUUUCCUCAACGAAACUUUCAUUAAACAAGAAUAAUUUGGAUGAACGCAUCGCACGUCAUCAUUCACUUCGACAAAAUGGCGGUUUGGCGAAUGUAAAAAUAAGUGAAAAUCCUUCCCAACGAGUAAGAUCCAAACCAACAACAACAACAACAACACAAUUUCAUGAAAGAAAUACAAAAAAAGUAAUUCCUGCUGUUAAUUCCAUUUCCACAACAACGAAACCAGUAACAAGAAGCAGUGUGAGGACAUUGCGAGUGGAUGAAACCCACGUCGUUCCAGCCUCACCUGCUACAACAAUUCCAUUAAACGAACGUAAUCUCCGUUCUUCUGAUCGAAUUAGCCGAUAUUAUUCCCUCAAGCAUACGCGCACUACAAAAAGUUGCAAAAAAGCAUUUAUCAGAUGACUAACCGAUAUUCUCAGUGGCGUUGAAGAGGGCACACAACUUACACCUCGACAAUCUCGCCAGCGUCGAAGAUCUCAUCGCUUCAACCCCAUCAUUCAAUAAAGUAUAACACAAUCAUCGGAUAUCCUCUCUAUCUCUCUCUUUUUUGGAGUUCACGUGGUUUUUUGAAGAAAAGAAAAAAAAAAGAAACAUUUUCUUUAUAUAUUUUUGCACUCAUCGUAGUUAAAUGAAUAAUUUCUAGAAUUCUAGAAAAAAAAAAUUUAACCACGUAGAUCCUAGUGAAACAAAUAACAAACAAAAAAAGAAAUGUAUCUGUAGUUUUUAAAAUUGUAACAAUCACUUUCUAUUAUUAUUAGACAGAUAUUAUUGUCUGACUAUAAAGUGAUAUUACAUUGUGCUGGUCAGAGUUAUACAUAUAUAUUAUAUUAUAUAUAUACAUAUGUACAUGUAUUAACAAUAGGUUGUAAUAUUUUUCGUGAAAAAAACAAAUAGAACAGGUAAAUAAUUAUCUACGCCUUAUCAUGCUAGAUUUUUAUUUUAAGUCUAGUUUUGCUUAUAGUAUAUUCACAUUUGAAAAAAAAUAAUUUCCUUCCAAUUUAGAAAAAAAAAUUACAAAAAGAAUUUUCAUCUAUAUAAUGUAAAUAAAAGAAAAAAUUAUUUCAAUUUCUACAGCUUUUUAUCGAGUCAAAUUGGGAUUUUUCUGAACUUUUUAAAAUCAAUUAUUAUGUAGGAAAAAAUUUUCUUUCUUUACAGUUUUUAAAGUUCGAUAAAAUCUAGACUUUUUUUUAGAACAUUUUUUUUUGUUGACUUUUUUAUAUUGACUAUUCGUGAAUAGAAUUUUUCAAGUUGUUGAGUUAUUAAAUUUUUUUUUGACACCGAAAAAAGAAAUUUGCAAAGCUCAACAAAAUCAAUUAUUAAUAAGGAACUGGAAAUUAAUGGCCUCUUAAAAAAAAACUGUAAACACCAAUAUUUUUUAUUCUUGUUUAGCGUUCGAAUGAAUGUCAGAUUUAAAUGCACACUAAGAUAAACGAUUUCAUUAUUUUUACAAUUUAAAAUCUGAAUUAAUUUGAUAAACAUACAAAUUUAAUUAAUUGUUUUCUGAAUUAACGAAAGUAAUUCAGUAAAUAAAUAUAAAAAUUAAAAAUUAAUUUUUAAAUAUAAAUAAAUUUGAAAAAUCACAAAUAUUUCAAUGAAAUCUUUAAUUUUAGUGUAAAAAAAAAAUUGAAUUUUCCCUCCGAAAGUACAAAAAUGUAUUUGUUAACAUUUAUAAAAAAAAAAGAAAAAUAGUAUUAUUAAUUUAAAAAUAGAAUGAACACAAAAAUGGUAAAUAACAAUUAUUAUUGAUUAUUUAACUAAUACGAUAAUCCCAUUUUGCAAUUAACUUUGGUUAAUUUAAUAAUCUAAUCAGUACGCAUGUUGGAGGAAGUUAUUAAUAUCUAUAUAAUGUGGCAGGCUAACUUUAUACCUUAAAAGUCUUAAUUGUAUGUAAAUAAUACAACAAAAAUAAUUGUAGAAAAAUUAUUCUUUUUUUUUUUGCUCAUUAAAAAAAGAAUUACAAUAUAUAUAAAUAUAGAUUAUGCGAAUAUAAAAGGUAAAAUCAAUUUAACGAGAAAACGCUUCUUAGAAUUGCUUAUGUGUGUAAUUCAAUUUUAUUUGAAUUAAUUUAAAUAGAUAAUCAAGGACACAAUAUGAAAUUAUAAAUAAUAAUAUUGUAGCUAUAUUUUUGUCAACUUGAAAUCAAUCACUCUGAAAGUUUCGAUGAAAAUAAUGCAAAUCGCUGUAGGAAAAAAAAAGAUUUUUCAAUAUUUUUAAAUUGAAUAUUUAAUUAACAAGUUUUCUUAAUGUUUUCCUAAUUUUUUUUUUUUACUUUCUAAUUUUACAUUAUUAUUGUCUCUUUAUUUUCAGUAUUUUCUUUAAUUUUUCAUAUUUUUUUUUAAACUUUGCAAUUAAUUCAAUAAUUAUAUUAAUUCAGAUUCUUUUUUUCUAUAUAGAAAUAAAAUCAGCUCUCUCCAAUUUAAAUAUAAAAAAAACUGAUUGUACAAUCGAUUGUCAUGUGUCCAAAAAAAUUUGCGUAUACGAAAAAAUUUAUGCUUUGUUUUUUAGAGGAAAGAUAAAUUUUUAAUAUUAAAUUUUGUUGUAUUAAUCUUUCUGCUGGUCAGACAAAGCGAUAUUAAAAGAAUAUUUUAAGUUUUAUUGAUGAUAAAUUGCACUUUCAUUAUAUUCGCACUAUAAUGUCGAGAAAUUAUAAAACAAUAUUGAUUUGCAUGAUUUUUACUUCCCAUUAUAUUAUAGAAUCUAGUAAUAAAUUCAGAAAUUUAAAAUAAUUUGAUAAUUUUCUCACUGAUUUGUGUACUUUUUCUUUUCUUUUUUUUUUUUUGCAAAGAAUCAUCCAAGACUGUUAUUCAUUUUUUUAAUUCAUUAAAGACUGAAAAAAAAAUCAAAAAAAAAUGUUUUGUAUUUUUAGAAUCUACAGAAGAAAACAAAUAGUUUAGAGAAUUUGUAUAUUUGUAAAAUAAAAAUUUUACUCUAAACACAGAAAAAUUUAAAAAAAAACAAACCAAAUCUGUUGGAAAAUUAUCAAAUUAAACAAAUAUGUAUAAAUAUAUUAUAUAUAUUUUUAAGUAAGAUUUGUUGCAACAAAAAUUUGAUUAUUGUAAAUGAAAUUUUUAUAAUAGAAAUUUUUAUCAAAUUGAUUCGAUUGAAAGAAAUUAUAUAUUAUUGUGAGAGAAAAUUUUACGAAAAAAAAAAGAAAUGCAUAUCGUAAUUGAUUCUUUCAAUCAAAAAAUAAAAAUUAAUUCUACGUAUAACCAUUUAUACUCAUUAGAAUUAGAAUUACAUUUUGUUUAGCAAUAUAAAUAAUAAUAAUAAUAAAUAGUAUUCAACUUUA
Molecule: messenger RNA, 5383 nt
Organism: Leptopilina boulardi
Lineage: Eukaryota; Metazoa; Arthropoda; Insecta; Hymenoptera; Figitidae
Gene: cdc14
Product: dual specificity protein phosphatase CDC14C-like
Exons: 9
Coding region: 622-2496 (624 amino acids)
Biological process (GO): microtubule cytoskeleton organization; protein dephosphorylation; regulation of exit from mitosis
Cellular component (GO): kinociliary basal body; mitotic spindle; nucleolus
Molecular function (GO): protein tyrosine/serine/threonine phosphatase activity; protein serine/threonine phosphatase activity
Source: RefSeq, a predicted model, not a curated record